AUGGCCGAAUCAGAGACCCGCGAAACCCAGCUCAAAACCCUAGAGUCCCUCCUCCAAGCCAACGAAAUCCUCGCCCCAGACUCCCCAGAGUACCGACCGUACAGCCAAACAUGGGCGGCCCAGAAACAACUGACCCCACGCCUCGUAAUCCGGCCAACCUCCGUGGGAACCCUAAGCAAUGUCAUCGCCUAUCUCUACAGUACAACCCUCGAUUUCGCGAUCUACGGGCAUGGCUUUGGGUCUACGUCUGCAAAUGACGUGUUGGUGAAUACAUCGGCCUUUGACGACUUCCACUUCGAUCCACACUCGGAAUUAGCCACUAUCGGUGCCGGACAGACGUGGGUGGAUGUUUAUCGGAAGAUGGAAGAGGAAGCGCCCGGGUAUGGAAUCGUCGGCGCACGAACCCCCUCCGUCGGCGUAGCAGGAACAGUCGUCACGGGCGGGAUCUCGUGGCUGUCAAACGAGCACGGAUGCAUCUCAGAUCCGGACAAUAUGCUCGAUGCAAAAGUGGUCAAGUAUGAUGGGUCGGUCGUUUGGGCUUCGGCUGAGCCGGAGUUGCUUUGGGCGUUGAGAGGGGGUGGUGGUGGGUUUUGUGUUGUCGUCAGCGUGAUCCUCCGCGUCUUCCCGUAUCCGCAGGAUAUAUGGGCGGGCCCGAUUCUUGUUCCUAGGGGUCAACUUGAGACAGUCGCGGAUGGUCUUACAGGGUUUCUUGCUCGGGAGCCUGAUCCCAAGAUUACCAUGUUCCUCUAUGUGAUGAAGAAGAAGCUCCUCGCGUCCCUGGGAAACAUCGACUCGGACAUGCUGGUUAUCCAUGCAUAUGAUGCGAAUGGCGAAGCGCACGGCCGGGAGAGCUUCCGAUGGGCUCUGAGUAUUCCUGGGGCAAUUGACCAGACGAGGGUUACCACUUUUGCCGGUGUGAUCCAGUUGCAAGACAAGGUCCAAACCGCCAAAGGCACGAUGAAGCAGGUUUUCGUACCCCUCGUGCUCCAGGAUCUUCCGAAAGAAACCAUCAUCAGCGCGAUCAAAUGGUUCGAGGACCUAGAAGGUAUCGAUGAGUCGGUUGCAGACUGCACCUAUCUCAUCUUUGAGGUGCUGUGUUGUCGAGACCCAGCAGGCUCAAAUACCAGCGUCGCCUGGCCUAGACCUCCCGGCGCAAAGCAUAUCCUUCUUCUUGGCCCUGGGUGUCCUGCAGAUGCUGGCCCGGACAAGGAAAGGCUGGUGAGAGAGCUGGCUAUUGAGCUACCGUCGAAAAUUCUAGGUAAAGAUGCUCAGAUCAAUUACCUGCCAAAUGGAUAUGAGGAAUAUCUUGACCCAAAACUGUUCUGGGGCGCGCAUGUGGACAAACUUCAAGCUCUGAGGAAGAAGUACGAUCCGAAGGAUAAAUUCAAGGGCGCAAUCAAACCUGCAUCGUAG
This is a messenger RNA of Aspergillus calidoustus, 1413 nucleotides long. The record is from the annotation of a GenBank genome assembly. NCBI's taxonomy places the organism in Eukaryota, Fungi, Ascomycota, Eurotiomycetes, Eurotiales, Aspergillaceae.